Molecule: messenger RNA, 930 nt
Organism: Phodopus roborovskii (desert hamster)
Lineage: Eukaryota; Metazoa; Chordata; Mammalia; Rodentia; Cricetidae
Product: vomeronasal type-1 receptor 4-like
Exons: 1
Coding region: 10-930 (306 amino acids)
Biological process (GO): G protein-coupled receptor signaling pathway
Cellular component (GO): membrane
Molecular function (GO): pheromone receptor activity
Source: RefSeq, a predicted model, not a curated record
AAUCACAGAAUGAAUAUCUGGAAUCUGGCAAUCAGAAUAAUUUUCUUAUCACAAACUAUAGCUGGAAUUCUUGGAAAUCUCUCUCUAAUUUUCUACUAUCUAGUCCUUUACUGUAGGGAAUACAUAUUAAAGCCCACAGAUUUGAUUCUCAUGCACCUAGUGGCAGCAAACGCCUUGGUCAUUUUCUCUGCAGGAGUUCCCCACACAAUGGCAGUUUGGGGAUUUAAACAUUUCUUGAAUGAUUUUGGGUGUAAACUCCUAUUGUAUAUUCAAGGAUUUGCUCGAAAUGUGUCCAUUGGCACCACCUGUCUUUUGAGUGUCUUCCAGGCAAUGACCAUCAUUUCCAGGAAGUCUCGUUGCAAGGAUCAUAAAGUUAAAGCUACAAAGUACAUUAACUGCUCCGUUUCCCUACUCUGGGUCUUCUACAUGUUGAUACGCUUCAUGUUCUUGAUGCAUACAUUUAUCAAAAUGAAUGACAAAAACAUGACAAGAGAUAGAGAUUUGGGAUAUUGCUUUAUUUCAGAGCGGAAUCCAAUAAUAGACUCACUCUAUACUGCAUUGGUCAUGUGCCCUGAAUUCUGUUUUGCUGUACUCAUCACCUGGUCCAGCACCUCCAUGAUCAUCAUCCUUUACAGACACAAGCAGAGUGUUCAACACAUCCAUAGCUCUCAUGGUUCCAGUAGAUCCUCCCCUGAGGCCAGGGCCACCCAGAACAUCCUGGUACUGGUAUCUACCUUUCUGGCUUUCUAUACUCUCUCCACCAUCUUGCGAGGCUGCAUUGCUUUUUUGUAUAACAAUUGGUGGCUUGUGUACAUCUCCCGCCUGACUUCUCUUUGCUUUCCCUGUUUUGGACCCUUUGUUCUUAUGAGACACUACUCAAUUUUGUCCAUAUUCAAUUUGGUAUGGUUAAGAAAACAACCUUUUCCCUAA